AUGAAGGCCAACUCUUUGCCAGCACCCGACGCUCUAGACUUCGUCGAAAACGUUCGAGAUGUUGGUAUGUCCAGGAUUGUCUCGGGCUGGGAAGCCAAGGACGGUCAGAUCCCUUACCAGCUGUCCAUUCGAAUGGUCGCCAAGACUGGCGCGGUCUCUAGCUGCGGCGCUACGAUCAUCCACAGCGAGUGGGCGCUCACCGCUGCCCACUGCACCGCAUCCCGGGUGAGCUUCGUCAUCCGCGUCGGUGCUCUGGCUCUGAGCCACCCUGAACUGAUAUUCGAGACAACUGAGUUCUACAACCACCCUGAAUACGACGAGUCCCUCACAAGAGUGCAGCCCCACGACAUCGGUGUCAUCAAAUUCAACCGCGUCCUCGAAUUCAAUGACCGCAUCCAACCGAUCAGAAUCCAGGCGUCUGCGGACAAGGACAAGAACUAUGACAAUAUCAGACUGCAGGCUAGCGGUUGGGGUCGCACGUGGACAAAUGGUGCAUCACCUGAGGUGCUGAACUGGGUAUACCUUAACGGUGUCAACAACGUGCGGUGCAGGGCAGCCUUCGGUGGAAGUGCUAUAGUCGUUGACUCCACCAUCUGCGCUGGCAGCUACAACGUCACCAGCCAGUCUACUUGCCAGGGUGACAGCGGAGGACCAUUGAUCGCCAUUGACGUCGACGGUCAACCCACUGAGGUCGGUGUGACUUCCUUCGUAUCCAGCACUGGUUGCCACACUGGUUUCCCCGCUGGUUUCAUCCGGCCGGGCUACUAUCACGAAUGGUUCACGAAAGUGACCGGUGUAGACUUUGACUGGCAAGCAGUUACCACUACACCCAGCCCAGCAUACGAAGAUAUUCUCUAAUGAAAUGAGGACUUCAAAUGUACAC
Molecule: messenger RNA, 883 nt
Organism: Pararge aegeria (speckled wood butterfly)
Lineage: Eukaryota; Metazoa; Arthropoda; Insecta; Lepidoptera; Nymphalidae
Product: collagenase-like
Exons: 8
Coding region: 1-858 (285 amino acids)
Biological process (GO): proteolysis
Molecular function (GO): serine-type endopeptidase activity
Source: RefSeq, a predicted model, not a curated record